AAGCGAGACGAGGAGUAUUGGUACCUAGACGGUUCUAUCGUUCUCGUUGCGGAGAAUCACGCUUUCCGCGUAUACCACGGAUGGCCCGCGCAACAUUCAGAGGUGUUUCUUGAGAUCCUUCACCUGCCACAACCCGCCGUGGCGGAGAGCAUCGACGGCUGUCCUGUCGUCCAUCUCCCCGAUCGGAGAAAUGAUAUCCGUCAUCUGUUGUAUUACAAAAUGGAAAAGCCGUUGGACUUCCGGGUCGUUUCAUCCCUCAUACGCACGGGGCACAAGUAUCAAUUCGAUCACGUUGUCGCGGAGGGAGUCAGGCGUCUUAAGAGUGCCUAUCCAGACAGCCAUUCUGUGUGGCAAAGUUGGCACGAUCGGACGGCUGCAGGUAACCGAAACAUUGGGCGUACUCCAAAGCUGAUGCUACACUCGAGAGAGGAUUCUAUCGGGGUUAUAAAUCUCGCCCAUCUGGUUGGCGCUGAGUCAGUUCUUCCGGUGGCAUUCUACGAUUGCUGUACUUUGCUUGACAGUCGCAUGCUUGUCGAUGGAGUGGCCAACUCUGAUGGCACAGUCGAGCGUCUCACCGCUGAAGAUCUGGACAGAUAUCUCGAGGGAAGGGUGAUUCUUACCGCUCGUGGUGGGGCCGCCAUACAUAGAAUCUUC
Messenger RNA from Laetiporus sulphureus 93-53, 654 nucleotides. RefSeq lists its product as uncharacterized. The transcript has 2 exons. Lineage: Eukaryota; Fungi; Basidiomycota; Agaricomycetes; Polyporales; Laetiporaceae. The annotation marks the transcript as partial. The record is from RefSeq and is a predicted model, not a curated record.